This is a messenger RNA of Laccaria bicolor S238N-H82, 1350 nucleotides long. RefSeq lists its product as uncharacterized. The coding region runs from base 1 to 1350 and encodes 449 amino acids. The record is from RefSeq and is a predicted model, not a curated record. Lineage: Eukaryota; Fungi; Basidiomycota; Agaricomycetes; Agaricales; Hydnangiaceae. The transcript has 8 exons.
AUGCGCCUAGGAAUGGGGAUGAAGAUGGAAUUGAUUAUGUUCAAGUUGUUCAUCUUUUGGCUGAACAUACCACUGCAUGUCCUCGCGAACCGUCUUCUUCCGAUAUGGGACAUCAUACUAGGAAUUCAAUUCCUCCAUCAGAAUAAGUGUUACAAGGGGAUCUCAAAGGCAUUUUCACCUUCCUCACAUCGUAUCACGAUUCUGAGGAAGGCCGGUUUCCUUGUAACCAUACCUCUAAGGCAUGACUUGGCUUCCUCUUCAACCUUAUACCACGGCACGCGCACGGGCGGGGAGAUGGAAGGUGUUGAAGUGUUGGUGCCACGGAGGGUCUGGGGUGGCAGACGUCGUGAAGCCUGUGUUGGCGAAGGACGUAUCCUUCAUUCCUCCUUCAUUCCUUCUCCAUUCUUUGUCCAUUCUUUAUCCCUUCCUUCUCCCUUCCCUCCACCAUUCACGUACAUAAACGACGCUGACGCCAUGCAAACCACCAUAGCAGUCAUCGAUAAUGUUCUCGACCAUCUUUCAUUCGCACCAGGACCCUCAAAGAUCAGCUACCAAGCUGGAGGCACCAUUGGGAGAAUGGAGCCGCGAAUGGGUGCAUAUAAGGGGGUGACACCUUUGAGGGGUUUCUGCAGGACUUACGUGCCGUUCACCACGCGUAUUCGGGCACGAGUUGACAUUUGUAUGGUUUGUGUUUGUGAGGCCCCAUGGGAGACGAUUCGACCACCGCUGAGCGCGUCUCCUGAUCCAUACCUCUUCGAAACACCUCCUACCAAGGAAGCAUACAUCGCAGCUGAGCCAUGGCCUGGAUUCGUUAAACCCAUAUUUGACCCAUAUUGGACGCCAAUAAACGCGACAGACCCGGACGCAGACUCUGACUCUGAGACAACCUUUCAACCCCCACCCGAAGAAACGUGCAUGCGCCUCAGCCGUGUAUUCAACCCCUCCCUUCCUCUCGCCCUCGACGUUCUCUAUCCCCACCUCCAAAACGCCACAAACUGCGCAAAAGCGAACGAACCAUCACCAAACCUCCUCGACAACCCACCAACCACCCCAAAAACCAUGGUACCCCUCCCACAAGAAAGACGCGUGUGUCACCCCCCUCCCACGACUAUCCGGAUUCACCAUCAUAGCGUCCUUCCUCCCAUCUACCAAGCCUCCAAAAUCCGAUCUGAGGAUAUUCGGCAGAGGACUGGACGAGAAGAAGAAAUGGAAACGACGCAUAUCAGGUCACCCGACAAAAACGAAAGGAGGGCUGACAAAGGUCACUCACUGCCUCCUCGGCCCAACUUUGUUCACGCUAGACAGAAUGCUCGGUAUACCUGGUGCUCUCCUCAAGGGGAACGACGUUGA